AUGAAUGAAACAACUUCACUUAAUAAAAAGUAUAAGAAAUAUUCAGAUGAUGAAGAACAACAACAAGUAGAAGAUGCUUAUGAUUAUGGUUAUGGUGAAUAUAAUGACGUAUACUCAUUUAGCCCCACUACAAGAUAUAUCAUUUAUGCCGUAACAGGUGUCAUUUCAUUAUUUGUCCUAUAUUUCUUCACCAUACUUUUACCUAAUUACUUCAUACCGGAGGCAACUACACUUUCAAAGAUUCAAAACAUUUCAGAAUUGAAAGUGUCUUUACUUCCCCAUUAUGAUAAAGCCACAGUUUCAAGAAUUAUCCUUAUUGGAGAUAUUCAUGGUCACUAUAUUGAAUUCAGAAAAUUAUUAAGUAAAUUGAAAUAUAACCCUAAAGAUGAUCAAGUUGUUGUUCUUGGAGAUUUCAUUACUAAAGGUCCUGAUUCUUUUAAAGUAUUGGAUUAUUUGAUUAAGAAUAAUAUUGAAUGUAUUUUGGGAAAUCAUGAAUAUUAUGUAUUACAAUACUAUGCUACAUUUCAUGGAUUAGAUCAACCUGAAUUUAUGUUUAAUAAUCCGAUAGAUUUAUCAUCAUCAUCAUUGACGACUCCUAUUUCAACUAAAGAUUCAUUUAAUGACGAUCCAGAAUUUCUACUUGCUAAAAAAUUACAACCACAUCAUAUUAAAUAUAUCAAUAAUUGUUCAAUAAUUAAGAAACUUGGAGAUGUUCCAAAUGGUAAAGGUGUUGCUGUACAUGCAGGUAUAGUUCCACAAUUAUCAUUAAAGAAUCAAAACCCAAUAGAUAAUUUAGAAAUGAGAGCUUUAAUUCCUCCUUUAUUUAAUGAAACUACAAGUGAUCCACAUGUUCCGGGUGCAAAACGUUGGAGUAAAAUUUAUAAUUCAAUGAAGGGGAAAUACCCCGCUGAUAAUAUUGUUUAUUACGGUCAUGAUGCUGGUAAAGGUUUGAAUUUGAAAUCUUUUACUAAAGGUUUGGAUUCUGGUUGUGAUAAAGGACAGAAAUUGAGUGCCAUGGUGAUUUCCAAAGAUGGUCGUAAAUUAAUAGAAGAAGUGAUUCAAGUUAAUUGUUAA
Candida tropicalis MYA-3404 is the source of this 1074-nucleotide messenger RNA. Its product is annotated as putative serine/threonine-protein phosphatase. Gene Ontology annotation, molecular function: phosphatase activity; endopolyphosphatase activity. Gene Ontology annotation, cellular component: cytoplasm. Gene Ontology annotation, biological process: polyphosphate catabolic process. Lineage: Eukaryota; Fungi; Ascomycota; Pichiomycetes; Serinales; Debaryomycetaceae. Bases 1 to 1074 code for a protein of 357 amino acids. The record is from RefSeq and is a predicted model, not a curated record. The transcript has a single exon.